UUGAACAAGAUAUUUUAAAAAUGGAAGAUAUUAUUCAAAAAAGCAAAAUUAAAUACGUUACUCUUGAGGAGAAUAUUUUGUACUGGCAGAAAAAACGUGACUGUGCUCGUGUAUCUUUAGAUAAUGCAAAUAAAGCGCAUGAUAUUAGGAAAAAAAUCAUUCAAGAAUUAAAGAAUGAAUUAAAACAAAUAGAUAACAAAUUAGCGGAAUUAAGAAAAGCAUCACAGAUGAGUACUAUAGAACUCAGUAAUUUUCAGGUUAAACGAUAUAUGGAAUUGAUGAUUGAGACUGAAUGCCGAGCGAAGGAUUCUAUAAAGGAAAUAAACAAUUUAAUGCGUGAUAAACAAGCGGAUCAUGAUAAACUUGAUAACAAAAAUAGAUGUAAACAUGAAUUGGAGGAUAAAGUAAAGCGGAUAAAAUUAUCGAAAGAAGAUCUUGAAACGCGGCUUAAAAAACUACAAAAUUUAGACGCUGAAUUCAAAGCAACGUUAAUGGACAAGAAAGCAAGAAUACAGGAACUGGGUCAGAAAAUUAUUGAAACAGAGAAUAAAUUAUUGAAUUUGGAGAAUGAUAUUGCAAAGAUUUCAGAAGAACUUUCUGAAGCUGCUAUAGAUCAUGAUACUGUUUCACAAGAAGUUAAAAAAAAUAAUAUAAUUAAAAUGUUGAAACAGUUCCAUUCGGGCAUAUAUGGUCGCAUAUCUGAUUUGUGCAAGCCUAUUCAUCCGCGAUAUAAUGUUGCAAUAACUAAAGUUUUUGGUAAAAAUAUGGAUGCCAUUAUCGUUGAUAUGCAGCAAACAGCAAUUCAAUGUAUUCAAUUUUUAAAAGAACAAAAAAUAGGUGUUGAAAGAUUCUUACCCCUUGAUUCAAUAAAAACAGUAUAUUUGAAUGAAUCUUUACGUGCUAUAAAAGAUCCGAUACAUGUUAAAUUAUUAUAUGACGUACUUGAGAUUUCGUCUGUAUUUAUAAAGAAAGCUGUUUUAUUUAUCACUCAAAAUAUUUUAGUUUGCGAGACUGCUGAAGAUGCAGAAACAAUGGCAUACAAAACUGAUGAAAACAAGACAUACAGUUGUGUAUCAUUGGAUGGAUGUUUUUAUCAUAAAGAUGGUACAAUAUCCGGUGGACAGACUGAUUUAAUUGUAAAAGCAAAACAAUGGGAGAAACAACAGAUAUUUGCAUUGAAAGAACGAAAGGCACAAUUAAUACAAGAACUCCGAAAUUUGCCUAAAAUUUUUGUUAUGCAAUCUGAACUUGAUGCACUUAAUAUAGAAAUUGAAGGUCUUACUCUCAGAAAUAAUUACAUUGAGAUAGAUAUAAAGGAUACUGAGAAUAAAAUUGUUAGGAUACAUGAAGAAUUAGAUGCGCUUGAUAGAGAGUUACUUGGAUUGAAUAAAGAUGAAAUUUUUGUGGACUUUUGUAAAGAUAUUAAUAUACCGGAUAUUAGUUAUUAUGAGAAGAAUAAUUUGCGGACUUAUCAAGAGCGAAAAAAUAAGCAGCUAGAGUUGGAGAAACAAUAUGAUCAUAUUGAGAAUCAAUUGCGCUUUGAAAAUGAGAACGAUACAGAAAGUAAAAUUUUGAAAUGGAAACACUUUUUGGAACAAGCUGAAACAGAAUGGAAUAAAGCAUAUCAACAAGAAUGUCAUGAAAAAAUGAAAAUCAAACAGGCAAAAUCAAAAAUGUCGGUGUUAAAGGAUAGUUAUGUGAAAGAGAAAAACAAUAUAGAAAAUGUAGAAAAAAAAUUAGCUCAAUACAAAUUACAAAUUGAUGUUAUUGGAAAAUUAUAUUUAGAUAAUCAGAAAGCCCACAUUGCUAUACGGAGUAAAAUAGAACAGAAACAAAUAGAAUGCAAUACUAUACUCAAUGAAUGCAAGAUAGAAGAUAUCGUUAUUCCAAAGCUACAGACAUCGCAUAGACCAGAAAAUGAAGACAUUUUUACAUAUAGCUCAAGUUUGAGCACAGACUCGAAGAUAUCAAUGAAAAUUGAUUUUUCGCGAUUUCCUCAAGAUAUUCGCAAUUGUGUAGAAGAAGACAUGACUAAACAACUUAGUGAAGAACUUAUAAAGAUCCAGACUGAAUUAAAUAAUAUAUUGAAGCCCAAUUUAAAUAUCGAUGAAAAAAUCGAUUCGAUAACGGAUCAAAUGCAAGAGAUAAAUAUAAAUCUCCGAAACUGCCGUAAGAAAUCUGAUGAAAUAAGAACUCAAUUUGAAUUAGUAAAGGCGAAGAGAUAUAAGUUGUUUUCAGACUACUUGGAGCAAGUUGCCGCAGAAAUAGAUUCUACAUAUAAAAAUUUGGUUCAUGACAUGUCGGCUCAAGCAAUUAUCUUCUCAGAUAAUCUCGAGGAACCAUAUAUAGGCAAUAUAAUAUAUAAUUGCAUAGUACCAUCUAAAGGUUUUCUCCCAUUGCAAUAUUUAUCUGGUGGAGAAAAAUCACUCGCUAGUCUGGCAUUAUUUUUUGCAAUGCAACGUGACAAGCAAAUACCAUUUCUUAUUAUGGAUGAAAUUGAUGCAGCAUUAGACAAGACGAAUAUUAAAAAUGUCAUUCGAUUUAUUCAAUCCCAAUUGAAUACUACGCAGUUGAUAACAAUAUCUUUGCGCAGACAAUUAUAUUCUAAUGCCGAUGUACUCAUAGGAGUUACUUUGAUACCUGACGAGAAACAUUCUAACAGCAACGUAUUUGCAAUUUCAUUAAAUGGAUAUAAAUAAAAUUAUGUAAAAAUGCAAUACUAGUACUAGUACUAGUAGCAUGCAUAAUAUCAUAAAUUAUAUUAAAUUGUAUUAAUA
Pogonomyrmex barbatus (red harvester ant) is the source of this 2777-nucleotide messenger RNA. Its product is annotated as structural maintenance of chromosomes protein 1A-like. NCBI's taxonomy places the organism in Eukaryota, Metazoa, Arthropoda, Insecta, Hymenoptera, Formicidae. Gene Ontology annotation, biological process: sister chromatid cohesion. Gene Ontology annotation, molecular function: DNA binding; ATP binding; protein binding. The record is from RefSeq and is a predicted model, not a curated record. Gene Ontology annotation, cellular component: chromosome; cohesin complex; nucleus.